CUGCGGUCGGGUAGGAGGGCAGCACCGCAAGGGGGGAGGUGCAGCAGGUAGCGCCGUGGCCGGGAUGGCAGCACCGGCCUAGUUACCGCUCGUUUCGCUCCUCGUCCGAGCGGGCCGCGGCGUCCUGCCCCUCUCAGGUCCGAGGACGUCCCGACCCUGCCUCCCGCCUCCCGGGGCCAAACCCGGAGUUUAUUUCUCACUGACGGCUUUUCCGUUAUUCCACUGGCUGAACGCCAGUCCCCCUAAGCUCGGGCUGGCUUCCUGAGGCGCCUCGGUCUGCCCGCGAGUUCCCGUUGGCUCAUCGUCGUCACUGGAGGGAGAUGGGGGAGCGGCCCGGUCGAGCGGCGGGUUAGGGGAGGAAGUUUUCCCUGCGGGCAGGAGGGGAGCUGGUCAGCCCCCGCGCCGCCCAGCUGGCUGCGGGUUCCAGGUGUGGCCUAGCGGGGAUUAUCGGGGACACCUAGAAACCUCGGCCCGGGGCUAAAUGCUGCCUGCAGCAGAGUUUAUUUUGGCCCGAGGUUGUUAAAAAGCUUUGAGACUGCCUUUUGAACUUCCACACCUGUUACCGGUUUAACUCCGAAACCACUGGGCCCGCAUCCCCGCGCGGCUGAGGUUUCCGGGAGUUGGGUAGCAGUUGCCCCUUCCAGCGAGUCCGGGGUUUUCCAAUCCGACACGCUCCCCACCGAGCCCUGUCAUCUGGAAGGCCGACCCAGCAUCUUCGUGUAGGCUCCUGCUUGGCCGAGUGUACAGGCAGUGUGUUCCUGUCGUGGCUAACUUUAAGAAGCGCUGCUUCUCAGAAUUGAUAAGACCAUGGCAGAAAACUGUGGCAGUUGGAUUUGGUGUGACCUUGUGUGCAGUUCCUAUUGCACAGAAAUUGGAGCCUCAUUCUCUUAGUAACGACGCAUUAAUGAGGAGGGCUGUGUCUUUGGUAACAGAUAGCACCUCUACCUUUCUCUCUCAGACCACAUAUGCAUUGAUUGAAGCAAUCACUGAAUAUACUAAGGCCGUUUAUACCUUAAUUUCUUUAUACCGACAAUAUACAAGUUUACUUGGGAAAAUGAACUCACAGGAGGAAGAUGAAGUGUGGCAGGUGAUCAUAGGAGCCAGAGUUGAGAUGACUUCAAAACAACAGGAAUACUUGAAGCUGGAAACCACUUGGCUGACGGCACUUGGUCUUUCGGAGAUGGCAGCAGAAGCUGCGUACCAGACUGGAGCAGAUCAGGCCUCGAUAACUGCCAGGAAUCAUAUUCAGUUGGUGAAGUCGCAAGUGCAGGAAGUGCGCCAGCUUUCCCAGAAAGCGGAAACCAAGUUGGCAGAAGCACAGACAGAGGAACUCCGUCAGAAAACACAGGAGGAAGGGGACGAGAGGGCCGAGAGGGCCGAGCCAGAGCAGGAGGCCUACCUGCGUGAGGAUUGAUUGCCCAGCCGCUUCCCACGUCUGCCGGCUCAGCCUGGGGAAAGCAGGGGUGGCUGCCACCCGGCUCAGGGGCGGCACAGCCUUCUCUGCACGGAGAGGAGGCAGUGGGUCCCGCCCUGGCCCAUCAGGCCUUAGUGAGCUGUGAUUGCUGGGGGUCCCUUCCCCACCCCCCCCCAUGGACCUGGUUCUUAGCCCUAGGGCACUGCACCCUGUUUAACAUUUGAUCCCGCCCAUCUUUUUACCUCCCACCCAGGGCAUCUCAACAGCCUGGCCAGAGAGGGGUCCUUUUUUGUCCUGCCUACAAGUUCAGUAGCUAUUUAACUUCCGUUUCCAAUCCUACAUUUUCAAAUAUGAUUUAGUCUUUGUUCCCCCAUAGGAAUGUGUGUUUUUUGGGGGGAAAGGGGAGCCUGUUUAUAAGAUUCCUUUUUAAGUGUUUGUUUCUAAUGCCUUCUGUGAUCUGGCCCCGUUGCCUGUAAGGACAGCUGAAGCCCAGUAGCUGAAAGUCCGUUAUUCUUAAGGAACUGAACGCAGACUGUACCCAGUGUCAACAGGACAUGCUCCAACACCCACUUGUUUCCUUCUUUCCUUCGAGUUGCUCUAUUGUAGCUGAAGGAGAAUAAUGUUGUUGUGCACUUCAAAAAGAGAAUGUGUGUAUAUUCUG
Molecule: messenger RNA, 2075 nt
Organism: Ailuropoda melanoleuca (giant panda)
Lineage: Eukaryota; Metazoa; Chordata; Mammalia; Carnivora; Ursidae
Gene: DIABLO
Product: diablo IAP-binding mitochondrial protein
Exons: 6
Coding region: 905-1414 (169 amino acids)
Biological process (GO): intrinsic apoptotic signaling pathway in response to oxidative stress; neuron apoptotic process
Cellular component (GO): mitochondrion
Source: RefSeq, a predicted model, not a curated record